Glarea lozoyensis ATCC 20868 is the source of this 4623-nucleotide messenger RNA. Its product is annotated as Protein kinase-like (PK-like). Lineage: Eukaryota; Fungi; Ascomycota; Leotiomycetes; Helotiales; Helotiaceae. The transcript is spliced from 2 exons. The record is from RefSeq and is a predicted model, not a curated record. Gene Ontology annotation, biological process: protein phosphorylation. Gene Ontology annotation, molecular function: protein serine/threonine kinase activity; ATP binding. Gene Ontology annotation, cellular component: cytoplasm. Bases 1 to 4623 code for a protein of 1540 amino acids.
AUGUCUUUCUCAGAAGAACAUUCUCGCGUUUUCGCGACUGCGUUCAAAACGCAAUAUCAAUUUCCUGGCCCGUCUAACCGUAUCCAAAAGGUCUUCGGAGCUUCUCCAACCAAUAAAUUCAUUCUGAGCAUUGCUCCUGCCGUUCGCAAGACAGCCAGUACCGUUACCCAAGGAAUUGCAGCUUUCGCACCUUCCGUCAGUAACAUCUCCAUCUUCAUUCCCGACAUUACCCAAGGAGUCGCUGAGAACAACGACGUCCAACCUCUCUAUUCUCCUACCGUCACAGAAGGUGACCAAAACCCUCUUGCCGAGAGCAACAACACCAAGGUCUCUGAGAAGACUUCGGUCCCUCCAACUAGCGAUACAAAAGUCGCCGGAGCUCAAAAACUUCUCUUCGCCCCGAAGCGCCUUGCUUAUAGGAAAUUCAGCGUCUCUUUGGAGCUUGUCGUCAGGAAACGCCUUGUCCUUAGGGAGCCAAUUGCCUUUAAGAAGCCGGUUGCUGUUGAGAAGUUUUCUACCGUUGUCAGGCACCCCGCCACCAUCAUCAGGAAGCCAUUUGUUGUCAAAGAGCCUUUCACUCUCGAUCGCUUUUUCACUCUCGAGCAGUUUUCUACCAUUACCAGGCACCCCGCCACCCUUAUCAGAAAGCCAUUCGCUGUCAAAGAGCCCUUUACUCUCGAGCAGGUUGAUAUCAUCGAGCAGGUUGAUACCGUUAUUAGGAAGCUAUUUGCUGUCAGAAAGCUCUUCACUCUCGAGCAAUUUGAUACCGUCACCAAGAAGCCAGUUGCAACCGAGGAGUCUGCUACUGUCAUCAAGAAACCCGUUGCCGUUGACGUCUCUCAUCCUCUAUGCGCACGUUGUAAUGCCAUGGUAUCCCAACCGAAAGAUGGCCCUCGACAAACGAAGGCAGUCCAGAGCCCUGGCCUGGAAGGAUGGCGACUUGGUGAGUGCUUAGGAAAGGGCGCUUUUGGAGCAGUGUACAAGUCCAUGAGCUGGACCACCGGAGAAGCUGUCGCCAUCAAGCAGAUCAAGAUAAGGGAUCUCCCUAAAAACAAACAGACUGGCUUGCCCGAGUCGCACGAUGUCGAAUCCGAAAUUAGAUUGCUGAAGAACCUUCACCAUCCCAACAUCGUCAAAUACCUCGGCUCCGUCAAGACUCCAGACAACUUGAACAUCAUCCUCGAAUAUUGUGAAAACGGCUCCCUCCAUUCAAUUAUCAAGAACUAUGGCAAGAUCCCUGAAAAUCUGGCUGGUAUUUGGAUGGGCGAGGUUCUGCUAGGUGUCGUCUAUCUUCACGAACAAGGUAUCAUUCAUCGCGACAUCAAAGGCGCGAACAUUCUCACCACCAAGGAUGGCAAGAUCAAACUUGCUGAUUUCGGUGUCUCUACGGCGCUGACUGGAGCGGACCAAGAGAACGAAGUCGUCGGAACACCUUAUUGGAUGGCACCAGAGGUUAUCCAGUUGACGACGGUAACAAUUUCAUGCGAUGUCUGGAGCGUUGGUGCUACUCUUGUGGAACUUGUGACCGGCAAUCCACCGUACUAUAGGCUUGAUCCAAUGCAAGCUAUGUUCGCCAUUGUCGAAGACGACCAUCCACCAUUACCUGAAAGUGUUUCAUUAGCAUGCCGAGAUUUCCUUCUCCAGUGCUUUCAAAAGGAUCCCAAUCUCAGAAUUUCUGCCAGGAAGCUUCUCAAACACGGUUGGAUCACCGGCUCUCGUAGAUCAGAUGCACCAGUUGCAAAGCCCAAAGCCAACUUCAAGGAGGCCGUUGAGGAGGUCAAACUCUGGAACGAAGCGCUGAAAUCGCCCGAUGGUGUGAAGACUUUCCGUGCUUCCAAGCUGUCCUCGUCGAUACCCAGUCCUUUGGCGCCAAAACGCGAUCCGCCUCUACGAAAAGUACACGAGAACGAAGCUCCAAAACCUGCUUUCGCCACUCCCACAAAAGUGCCUUUGUUUCCCUCGAAACCAAAAGGCUUAGCCGAACCAUCACACUCCGCCGAGUCUGAUGAUAAUUGGGAUAGCGACUUUGCCUCCGCCAUCUCCCCCAGCGCGCUGCAUUUACCGCGCUUCAAACCCCAAGACAACUUCGGCGGAAAACUAUCAUCUGAUCAUUUGAAAUCCUUUGCUUCAUUUGAUCAGUCCUCAAACGAAAAUGCGUUCGGGAACAACAAUUCCUUUGGCGAAUCUGCGACUAUCCGUGGGCCUCGCAAAGCUUUGGAGGCCAAAAACUCCUUCGAACCAGAGACUAUUCGAGCAUACAAAGUCAAACCUACAGUUGUCACUCAAAACUUGAAACCAUCAAAAGUCCUGAAAGAAGCGCCAAGAAAAAUAUCUUCCAGCGUUCCGCCACGCCCAAAAUCGCCUGUGAAAAGUCAAGCGGAAAACAAAUUUGUCUACCCAGCAAGACCAACCAAAAUGUUCAGGGAGAGUUCAGUCGAUGACUACUCUGAAUUAAUCGUAGAUAAUGACAAAGCCUUCGAUCGUAGAUUUGGCAACAUCAAGAACGAUGGACUUUCGCCUCUCUCUCCCAGGCUCUUCCAUCCUUCCGACCUUUCCAGCAUCUCACAUUCAGUCAAGUCACCUCUAGUUAUCAACGGAAGCACGCCCAAAGAGCACGGCUCUCGUAAGGAUGAUCCAGCAAUGCGCCGGACAAGAUCAUCGGUAGAGAUUCAAAGGUUCGCUGAAGUGGAAGCGGAUAACGACUUUUCCGAUUUAGUUGUGAAAGAAAAUACCAUCAGCGAACGAGGCGAGAGCGAUCAAGAUUCCGAGGAUGGGAUGGGCACUUUAAUGCUAUCGAAUAUGUCCUGGGCGGGUGACGAAGAUGAUUCGGAAGACGAUGUCUUCGCAUCCUUGGAACAGGGACUCGACGAUUUAGAUUUACAUGCCAACAUUGCCAGGGAUAAACAUGCUCGACUUUCAUCUUCAGUAGAGACAAUCAUCAAGUCUCUGACUACCGAGGAUACUGAGAUCCGCGCAAAUCUUGCAGCCCAGCUCCUUGAUGUCCUCAUCGAGUCUCCCGAGGUCAAAAGCAUCAUCAUUAGUGCGCAUGGCAUGCUUCCCAUCCUGGAGAUUCUUGGCGAAUGCGAUACAAAGAGUAACCAGGAUAUGAUCUGGCGCCUCUUGAAAGUUAUCAACAUUGUCAUCUUGGAUGACACUGCACUCAUUGGAAAUCUAUGCAACGUGGGGGGGAUUCCCACAAUGACUACGUUUGCGAAUAAAAAAUUCUCCAAUGGUAUUCGCCUCGAAGCAGCCUUUUUCGUAGAACAAAUGUACCAAACAUCGACCACACUUCAGAUGUUUAUCACCGCCGGUGGCCACAACACUCUUGCUGACCUCCUCGACGAAGAUUUUGACGACGCACGAGACCUGGUCUUAGUUGGUGUGAUCGGAAUUUCAAACGUGUUCGAACUACAGGGGCCAACUCCCAAGAACGAUUUCUGUAGAAUCUUCUCCAGGAGCCGGAUUUUAUCACCGCUAGCAUUGAUUUUAGAUCGAGUCAUCAGCGACGACGACGAAUUAUCCAAAACUCUCGAGGGUAAAAUCGUAAACAUUUUCUACAUUUUCUCUCAAGCAGAGAAUUAUGUAAAAGAACUGGUUGUAGAAGAUCGUCUAGUACUCAAAAGAGUUCUGAAAGGUCUUGGGCAGAUGACACCAGUACAUCAAAUUACGAUGUUGAAGUUCAUCAAAAACAUAUCCAUGCUUUCAACUACCUUGGACAGCCUCCACGCCGCCAAUGCGAUCGAAAUCUUAAUCGACUUGCUCAAGGCGAACAUUCGACUGCGAAAUUCCCACUUCCGAGAAAUUUGCAACCAUGUUCUGAACACGCUCUUCAACCUCUGCCGACUCAGCAAGGGGCGCCAAGAAGACGCCGCUCUGAAUGGGAUCAUUCCCUUAUUACAGGAAAUCAUGACCACGGACCGACCUCCAAAGGAAUUUGCACUUCCCAUUUUGUGCGACAUGGCACAUUCCGGAAAGCUAAGCAGAAAGCUUUUGUGGCGGCACCAAGGCAUAGAGUUCUAUACGACACUUCUCGAAGACCAGUACUGGCAAGCGACAGCUCUGAAUGCCAUCUUCAUCUGGCUUCAAGAAGAAACAGCAAGAGUCGAACAUGCACUUCUGGAAGGUCCAUUCGUGCAAGCAAUUGUGAAGACUUUCAACACCCCAAAACCCGGCUCAUUCGAUAUCGACCUUCUCGAUCCAUGCCACAAUCUCUUGCGACUGAGCUCGCCUGUCGCAGCCGCCAUGGCUCGCACCGAACUAUGGACUGGCAUAUACAACAAACUAAACCACAAAAAGCCUAUCGUACGAGUCAAUCUUCUUCGAAUUGUCCGCGACAUAUGCGAUGCUGUCGAUCUCACAUCAAACAACAUCCGAAGGCACAAAUUAUUCGCCGCCAUCGAAAAUCUUGCUGAGCACGAACCGUCACCGGUAGCCAGAAGUUUGGCGCACGACAUCAUCAAAAGAACCAUGGCCAAAGAAGGCCAAGAGCCCCUCAACAUUGGUCGCUCUCGACGGGUGUCUUCAAUACCAAGACCCAACCGGACACCCAGCGGCGAACACAAAAGCCGCUUACCCACACCAAGAAAACUGAUGGGCACACCAUCCAGGAAACGAGACAGCUAA